This is a messenger RNA of Enterobius vermicularis (human pinworm), 444 nucleotides long. Lineage: Eukaryota; Metazoa; Nematoda; Chromadorea; Rhabditida; Oxyuridae. The record is from the annotation of a GenBank genome assembly.
GAACGUUUGCUUUUAUCUAAUUGGAUUUUGGUUCAGUUUCUUUUCUGCAUUUUCUGGCCAAACCAUUUUUGAACCUUGGACUAUUACUAUUUUUAACAUUCUGACUACUUUGCCGCCUGUCGCCAUUGGCCUUUUUGACAAAAGUGUGCCUGAAAAAAAGUUGCUUGAAAAUGCAGCUUGGUAUUCCAGCUUGCAACAGUCAUCGUUUACAAACACAGGCUUUGGAAAGUGGGUUGCUUUGGGGAUAUUGCAUUCUUUGAUACUAUACUUUUUUUCUUAUUUCUUUUUGGUCAAACCUGUGGUGUGGAGUAAUGGACGCACAGAUGGACGGCUGAUGCUUGCGAUUUUAUGUUACACUGUAAGUACAAGCAAGUCUUUGAAUUCGAUAAGGCUUUUAAAUCUUGCUUCAAAAAUCACACUUACUUAUUUACACUAUAACUGAUU